GUUCUUCAUAACAUCUCUGAAGUUGCUGAGAUUGCGGUUAUCAUUAGUGCUCAUUUCAUGGUGCUCUCUCCGGAGAAAAAAUUUACGGGCACAAUUACCGGAAUACUUUAGAUUAUUAAAAAUAUGUCGAACAUACAGGAAUUCUUCAAACGUUAUUUGCCGGUAGUUAAAGCCGAUGAGGGAGAAGAGGAGGAAUUGGUGGAUCCGCAGAAAGUACUUCGCGAAGAAUGUAGUAAACAAGCAAAGUGUGUUAACUUCCAAGAGAAAUUAAACACAUGUAACGACCGUGUCAAUUCAAGAUCCAACACAGAGGAAUCUUGCCUAGAGGAGCUUAUCGAUUAUGUGGAAUGCGUAGAUCAUUGUGUCGCGAAGACUCUAUUUAGUAAACUUAAGUAAUUGCAAAAUAUUUCCAUGAAAAGUUAAUUGUUUGCAAUGUUAAAACUAAAAAUCUCGAGCAUUGUAUAUAUAUAUAAUCAAAUACUAGCAAUAAAAGAUUAACUUAUUACAC
Molecule: messenger RNA, 508 nt
Organism: Pogonomyrmex barbatus (red harvester ant)
Lineage: Eukaryota; Metazoa; Arthropoda; Insecta; Hymenoptera; Formicidae
Gene: UQCR-11
Product: Ubiquinol-cytochrome c reductase 11 kDa subunit
Biological process (GO): mitochondrial electron transport, ubiquinol to cytochrome c
Cellular component (GO): respiratory chain complex III
Source: RefSeq, a predicted model, not a curated record